Macadamia integrifolia is the source of this 1395-nucleotide messenger RNA. RefSeq names its product protein SRG1-like. The record is from RefSeq and is a predicted model, not a curated record. The transcript has 4 exons. Lineage: Eukaryota; Viridiplantae; Streptophyta; Magnoliopsida; Proteales; Proteaceae. Bases 110 to 1198 code for a protein of 362 amino acids.
CUUCCUCUAAAUAUAAAUAUUCUACUUGAAGAGCUCAAAAGAAGUGAAAAUUUUUUUACUUCCCAACCCGACAAAGUUUUGAGUUCUGCAGAGCAGAUUUGCCACAAUAAUGGCGUCCAAACCUGUAAAUUUUGGAAGUUCUCUAGCUGUACCUAACGUUCAGGAGCUGAUGAAGGUGCCCAUCAACACUAUCCCACCACGCUACAUCCGUACCGAUCAAGACCCUCCAAUCAUCUCUGGUGCUGCCACACUCCCUGCAGUCCCAGUAAUUGACUUGCAGAAACUGCUGGCAGUAGAAUCCAGUGACUUAGAACGGGCCAGGCUACACUCUGCUUGUCAAGAAUGGGGUUUCUUCCAACUGCUAAACCAUGGAGUCAGCUCUUCACUGGUGAAGAAGACAAAGUUGGAGAUUCAAGAGUUCUUCAAGCUACCAAUCGAAGAGAAAAGGAAGUUUUGGCAGCAACCAGGAGCUUUGGAGGGCUUUGGGCAGGCGUUUGUUGUAUCUGAGGAGCAGAAACUUGACUGGGGAGACAGGUUCUACAUACAGAGCCAUCCAACAUACAUACGGCAGCCCCAUUUAUUUCCCAAACUCCCCAUUCCUUUCAGAGACACAUUGGAUGUUUAUUCCUUGGAGAUGAAAAAGUUGGCCAUGGCCUUAUUAGAACAGAUGGGGAAGGCCCUGACGAUGGAGACUGGUGAGAUAACAAAGAUAUUUGAUGAUGGAUUACAAGGAAUGAGGAUGAAUUACUAUCCUCCAUGUCCUCGACCAGAGCAAGUAAUUGGCCUUUCACCACACUCAGAUGCCGUGGGUAUAACCAUUCUUCUUCAACUUAAUGAACUUGAAGGCCUUCAGAUAAAAAAAGAUGGGAACUGGAUUCCGGUUAAGCCUCUUCCAGAUUCUUUCAUAGUGAACAUUGGAGACAUCAUGGAGAUUGUAAGCAAUGGGAUAUAUCGCAGCAUUGAGCACAGGGCAACAGUGAACUCAGAGAAAGAGCGGCUCUCCAUGGCAAUAUUCUGUAGCCCAAAUCCUGAUGGAGAAGUGGGUCCUGCAAGAAGCUUGAUUGGCCCAGGUAGACCAGCAUUGUUUAGAAGGGAAGGGGUUGCAGAUUACUUCAAAGCACUGUUUGCUAGGAAGCUUGAUGGAAAAAGUUAUAUAGAAGCCAUGAGGAUUCAAAAUGGAGAAGGCGGGGCUAAUUGAGUUUAUAUGUACUCAAGAACCAAUAUGUGCUCAAGAAUUGUCAAAUGCUAAUAAGCAUAUUUAUAAAUAAUGCGCUAGGGUUUCCACCUCCGACGCCCAUGUACUAAUUCUGGUGAAGGAGGAAGCCCACUCUAGAAUUUUCAAAUUGAAGGGGACUAUUUAAGACAUUUCACUGUCUUAGGGAACAAUGACUCUGC